Messenger RNA from Drosophila teissieri, 782 nucleotides. RefSeq lists its product as uncharacterized. The record is from RefSeq and is a predicted model, not a curated record. Bases 118 to 648 code for a protein of 176 amino acids. NCBI's taxonomy places the organism in Eukaryota, Metazoa, Arthropoda, Insecta, Diptera, Drosophilidae. The transcript has 2 exons.
UCAGAAGUACUUGUCACUUCAAAAGUCAUGAUUUAAUUUUACUCUCAAAAUAAUUAAUAAAUUUCACAAAAUUAACGUAUACAAAAUUUAUUGUAAUACUAACGCUUUGGCCUAAAUAUGUCUGAAACACAUAGCACUUGUAGAAAUUAUGAUAUCACGCUGGAGAAAGAGGAAUCAGAAUUGGAGGUAAUUGUGGAGGAGAGCUUGAAACAUAUUGGAACACCUCCAAACUAUGACGAGCAAACUUUGAAUAGCAUUGUGGAUGCAAUUAUGCCGAAAAUUAAAAACAAGUUAGUGGGCUAUGAUGCGAUCGAGAUGGAGGUCCAGAAUAUCCGAAAAUCCCUGGACACAUAUAGUCAGCAAAUGGAAGCAGUGGAUGGGGACAUAGCUGAAAUAUUUUUGGACUUGCACAAUAUUUAUAGGAGGCUCGAAAGACUCGAUAAAAGUGGCAGGAAGUUAUGCAGCACGAAGAAAGCCAUUUUAUUAAGCCAUGUCAAGGAGUCUGAAGACUUGCUUAGCCGUUCGCGCCAUUUUCUAACCAACGAUCCCAAAGAGAUGAGUGCCCGUCUUGUUGGUCCACCAACGGAAGUCCCAUCGAUUCCCAAGGACACAGCCAACUUGGAGGGCAGCUCGACAGGAAGUAUUUAAACCGCCAAACAGCGAGUUGGGAUAAUCUUGUCUCUCGUAUCAACGUGGUAAUGAUUCAGAAACCGUACUAUUAACUCCACCUCAAUCUGUGCAAAACAUGCUUCAGACAGGUCAAGAAAAAAAUAUUUAUUAAA